Messenger RNA from Effrenium voratum, 2478 nucleotides. The record is from the annotation of a GenBank genome assembly. Lineage: Eukaryota; Dinophyceae; Suessiales; Symbiodiniaceae.
AUGGGCAGGGAUGAUUUGCGGGAGAACUACUCCUUCUCCCUGGAGGGGCAGAGUGAACUCCUGCAGUUCCUGAAGGCCGUGCGGCCGGAGUGGUCCUUCCCCAAGAAGAACGGCCAGAGCAACGUGGGCAGCGUGAUGGAGAAGCUGAAAGCAGUGGGCAUCACCAGCGUCUGGGAGCUCUUCCGCGCCGUCAUGCGCAACAGCAUCAACGAGGACCUGGCGCAAGCUGGGUAUUCGGUCCUCAGCAAGGAGACCUUGGACCGGAUCCGGAAGCGCAUGAGCUUCUUCCGCCAUUUGGACGUUCUCACGGAGACGGAUUGCCGCCAGAUUGGGGCCUUUGCGCCAGUGCCGCAGCUUCUAUCCCAGAAGAAGCUGGCGUACUGGAGCAAGUUCGUGUCCAGUGACGCCAAGAGCAUGGACGAACGGUCGUCCGAGCGAGGUCGUCUCGGGUCCUCCUCGUCUUCCCGGCGACCUGAUAGCAGAAGCACCACGUUGUCGGGUACGAAGCUCUCCGGCUCCCUCUCUGGCAGCCACUCGGCCAGCCUGACGAAGCCCGCCUGGGUUCGGGAGGCCGAGCGUGCAGGGCGGCCAGUGCUCCGUGGGGCCAGGAAAGCCGGGCGAGAGCAGCGAAGGGCUGAGUCCGAUGUGAGGCGCGACAGCCAGAGCUUGAGCUUGCCGGACACCAUGGACAGCAGCCAGGCGGAGUGGGCGCAGAAGUCUGCGCUGCGGCCGCCGUCCAGGAGCUUCCAGGCAGGGGACGCCAAAACAGCGCUCGAGGUGGCCGAGCGACUUGAGAGGUCUAAGGGCGGCCUGGUGCGGCAGACCAGCCAGAUGUCGAUGUCAGGUGAGGACUUCGCAGCUCAAUCUGACAUGAGCCGCGCUCGCAUCGGCAGCUGCAACAGCAGCGUUGCCUUCACGACCAUUCCGAUUGUGCACAGAGCGCCCAGCAUGUCGAUGGACAGGUCCAGCACCUGUCAGCAGAAGGAGGAGCUGGACACUUUGGCAUCCACCGUGGAGAAGCUCCACCAGGAGGCGGCGGCCAUGCAGGAGUUCCGGCCGCCCAGCUGGGCGGUGCUGCGGCGCCACCCCGACGCCCUGCUGGAGAGCAGCCAGGCGGGAGUUUCCACCGCCAUGCCGGCGGCGGUCAGCGCCGCGGAGCGGGAGCUGCGCUUCGCGCUGCUGUCGGUGUUCCCCGAAACCAACCUGAAGCAGGUGAGCGAGGCAGGCCGGGAGGUGGGGAGAUGGGGAGAUGGGACGCUGGACAUGGGCGUGGAAGCGGCCCGCUGCGGCAACUUCGACGUGGCGGUGGAGAUCCUCCGCGCGUCCCUGGCGGAGGCGGCGCCGCCCGCGGCGGCGGCGCCCGAGGCGGCGCCCGAGGCGCCGGAAGCGGCGGUGCCGGAAGCGGCGGUGCCGGAAGCGCCCGAGGAGUCGAGGCCGGAGCCACAGCUCCCAGAGCCGGAGCAGUUGAAGGAGGCGCUGAAACUGGCGGAGAAAGACACCCUGGCGUCGGCGAAGAAGCCUGCCACCAUCCAAGGAGGCCACCUCACUAAAGACGGCUGGGAGAUUAAAUGCCAGGUGGACGCGUCCCGGAGCUGCCAGUCCCUGCGGACGCUGGACUCGAUGCGGAGCCUCGGCCCCGCCAGCAAGGCCUCGCAGCUGGUGCUCAGAGAAGUGGGCGACGACAACACGGCGGCCUACGCAGCGGUUUGCUUCGAGAGGAUGCUGCAGCGCGAGCAGGAGCUUGACGACAAGUUCUGCGUGUUCUACCACAGCUACAAUGGCGCGGCGCUGCUCUACGAGAUCCAGGCGGCCAUCGCUCGCCAGGCCUUCGAGCUGGAGGACAUGGCGCCGCUGCCGCGAGUUCUGCUGGGGCACUUCCAGGGCGCGCGCCUGGAGAACCUCAAGGCGGCCUUCUCGGGAACCACCCUGCAGGGCCAGGACCACGACCCCUGGUUCCGGUCCCUGGCCAUCUCUGCGUCCCCCACGCUCUACGCCUUUGGCUCGGAGGCGCCGCCCCUGAGCUGCUUCCGCGCAGGAUACGGGUGCACCGACCUUUCCUUCCAGAACCUCACGCAGCAGUUGUUGAAAGAGGCCUAUGACCUCCACGAGGACCAGGCGCUGCAACUGGUUCACACCAUCGCCGACGCCGGAGCCAGGUUCGGUCUGCAGGUCUCCGGCUACUGCGACCGGAAGCGCUGCAGCGACACUUCGCGCCUGGGCGGGCAAAUGCUGCAGAUCUUCGUGUCCAAGGACAUCGUGGAAGACUAUGUGUACCACUGCCAGCCCUACGGCGUGCCCAUCGACACCGCGCUGCGGCCCUGGCUGGCACGGCCGGAGCCGGAGAAGCCGCUGGACGGGCAGGUGCGAAUCCUGUUCGACCCAGAGAUCUUCCUGGAUGGCCGGGGCAAGCUCUUCCACUACUGCGCUGCCUGGGAGUAUUUGGGCGGUAGCGAGGAGAUGAAGGGGGUGAACGGGUGA